Molecule: messenger RNA, 2307 nt
Organism: Lachancea sp. 'fantastica'
Lineage: Eukaryota; Fungi; Ascomycota; Saccharomycetes; Saccharomycetales; Saccharomycetaceae
Source: the annotation of a GenBank genome assembly
AUGGAAUACAGAAAGCCUCACUUUGAGCUGGAUAGCUCAAUGGAGGAUUUGAGCCUGGCCAAGCGUCUGAGUAGUCCAAGUUCGGACUCUAGCGAAAGCAGCGAACUGUUCAAUGCAGGAUUGGAAUCUGAGAGUAAAGCAAGCAUCGACAGUGGUAGUGGCAGUGGUAGUGGCAGUGGCAGUGGUAGUGGCAGUGGUAGUGGCAGUGGAGUACAAAGUAAUGAGCCAAGUAGAGGAGGUCCUGGAAGCAGGUAUUACACCGCUGCGGGACCCGUAAAGUUCGAGAAAGCCAAAAUUACCGGUGGAGCUCAAAAUUUGCCUCCUCCAACUAUCCAUGUGGUUAAACCGGAUGCUCAGAUGCCAGUGGAAGCAGCCGUAGAGGUUCAGUCGCCAAUUCAAAUGGCUUUGAGCUCUCUUUUCGGCCGGAUCGACCGCAAACAGUUUGAGCAAUAUCUCAAGGAACCGGAGCAUUUACGAAUCUACAAAAAACAACCCAAAAUCAAACAGUUCCGACGUUUGAUUCUCGCACAAGAGCUCAAUACCAGUUCAGGAACACUCGAUCGAUGCGCAGGCUCCAGCAAUACUUUAAGCAGCCUCGCAGAUGGCAGCAUAAAUACCAGUAAUGCUCCACGGGCGAUAUGGGCCACGAAAUUCAGUCGCGAUGGCAAAUAUAUGGCCACAGGCGGUAAGGAUUGUACACUACGUGUUUGGAAAGUAAUUUCUUCGCCUCUGGAGCGGAACGAACUACAAUUUUCUGCAGCCAAACCCAACGCUAAGCAAGUGGCAAUUCGUAAAUUAAGUGGUGGAACCACGACGGGCCGCAGUAUCAAUGACGCAGAUGCUUCUUUAGCAGAGCCCAUGAACUUAUAUGCUCCCGUAUUUCAUCCCUUACCGUACCGGACUUUUCAACAGCAUACGCAAGAUAUUCUAAGCAUCGACUGGUCCAAAAAUGGUUUCAUCCUUACAACAUCAAUGGACAAAACGGCACGCUUGUGGCACUGUGAUCGACCCAAGGCCAUCAAAACGUUCACCCAUCCGGAUUUCGUCACAUGCGCCAGUUUCCACCCGAACGACGACCGAUUUUUUAUCAGCGGAUGUCUCGAUCAUACCUGUCGACUAUGGUCUAUUCUGGAUCAUAAAGUUUCUUUCGAGUACUACUGCGGUGACAUCAUAACCUCCAUGGAUGUAUCGAUGGGCGAUGGCAGAUACACGGCCAUUGGUACUUUUAACGGUCACAUAACAAUAUUAUACACUAAAGGUCUGGAUUUGAUGACCACUUUCCACGUUCUCGAGUCGAGCAAAGAGCACAAUAGGAAAAGCUCUCCAAAUGGCCCCAAAAUAACGGGAAUUGAGUUUUUCAAAAACGAGCCCGAUAAUGACCUAAGAAUUUUGGUAACGUCUAAUGAUUCUAGAAUUCGAGUUUUUAGCGUCAAACAAAUGAGGCUACUAGAGGUCUUAAAGGGAUUCGAAAAUACGCACACUCAGAUCAGUGCUAGUUUAAUGAUACCACCGAGUAAGAAAAAACUAGUUAUUGCUGCCAGCGAAAACAAGUGGGUUUACUGUUGGCACUUGGAAUCCAGUAUAGCAAGGCCUGAUGAUAAGCACGUCCCAGAAGUAACGGAGCAUCAUCAUAAAGGCUCACUUCGCGGCUUGAUACGAAGAAGUUUGAGCAUAGGGAGUAAUCAUUCGAGCGAUACGAAGGGCAAAAAAUCAACGGCAAGAGCAACUUCGCCGUGUCCCACCAGAAACAAAUUCGAUCAGAGUAUCAAGAACUCACACUACGUUGCUUUUCACGCCCAUCACCACACCGCGACAACCACAGCGGCAGCUCCCUUGAGCACGUCCAAGAUUCUUGCAUUAUCUGAUGAUCUCAUUUGCGAGCUCACAAUGGCUCUCAGCGAGUCAGAUGAUGACGUUUUUAUGAUUCGCGAGGUCAAGUCGCUUCGCCAAUCCGGGAAACACCGUCAAAAAGCGCAGCACGAUAUAAUGGAGAGACGAGUCCCGUCAAUGAUAGAGGCUAUUGGCUCAAUUGUCGUUUCCACUGAUAGCUCCGGUGUGAUAAGGGUAUUUCGCUCCGACAUAUCAAGCAACGUAAGAAAGAAGCUGUUAAAAUACUCCGCCGAGCAUUUUGAAGCCACUCAAUGCGGCUGCAAUGGCUGCAAUGUGAGCUAUCCUCACAGCCAUGGCGGAUUGCUAGGGUUAACAAAGAAGGCAGCGCACUCGACGUUGUCGAAGUCUAAGCAUCUUGGGAACUCCACGCAUUCUAUCAAGUCAGCAGGAAGUCCCUCGUUGACCAGCAACCAUUAG